CGCAGAGCCAAUUCCUCUACCUCUAGAAGACCGCAAGUUCACCAUUGCUUCCGGACUAUUCGAAGUCCAUCAACAGUUACUGAAAGCACAUAUCAACCGAUUACUUCUGCACCAAAAAUGUACCUCAUCAAAUCGAUCGUGGAAUGCAUCUGGGGACCAUCGGCCAACGUCCACCAAACCGAUGCGCGCACUUCCGCUGUUGCGUCCGACAUUGUCAACAUCCUUCUGACUGGUGAAACUCACGAGGCCAUUCAAAAAAGAUUUAAAGAACAAGUCGAUACCAACGGGUGGAGCGAGUCCAUCGCCCAAGCUAUCCUCCACGGCCUCAACGACGCUAUCAAAGCUGGAGCGGAAAUGGCCGGCCCUGCCGCCGACGCUCUGAUGAAGGCCAAAGAAGCCGCAGUGGAAUUUGCCAAGGAGCACCCAGUAAUUGCAAUGCUUCUUGCCUUCGGGGUGCUGGCCAUUUUAGCACCGUGGGUGCUCGAAGCCUUGGGAUUCGGGGAGUUGGGACCAAUUGCAGGGUCUUUUGCGGCGAGAUGGCAAACGACAUAUUCUGGCUAUGUGCCUCGUGGUGCACUUUUUACAUAUUUCCAGCGUCUAGGAAUGAAGUGGCAUUGGGUGGGUUAAGUGUCUCUUCGCCAAGCGCCGUUGUGCUAAUGAACGGAAACUCAGGUGGCCCAAAUAAUUAGUAUUAUGCCAUUAUUGGGACUGGGGUUAGUACGAGUCAAGUCGAAGCUGUAGUUAGUGUCAAUGAAUGCGAAAUGCGUUGC
Molecule: messenger RNA, 770 nt
Organism: Aspergillus vadensis CBS 113365
Lineage: Eukaryota; Fungi; Ascomycota; Eurotiomycetes; Eurotiales; Aspergillaceae
Exons: 1
Coding region: 118-627 (169 amino acids)
Cellular component (GO): membrane
Source: RefSeq, a predicted model, not a curated record